This is a messenger RNA of Gadus morhua (Atlantic cod), 3039 nucleotides long. It is a transcript of the gene srd5a1, whose product is annotated as steroid-5-alpha-reductase, alpha polypeptide 1 (3-oxo-5 alpha-steroid delta 4-dehydrogenase alpha 1). Gene Ontology annotation, molecular function: 3-oxo-5-alpha-steroid 4-dehydrogenase activity. The transcript has 6 exons. The coding region runs from base 135 to 932 and encodes 265 amino acids. NCBI's taxonomy places the organism in Eukaryota, Metazoa, Chordata, Actinopteri, Gadiformes, Gadidae. The record is from RefSeq and is a predicted model, not a curated record. Gene Ontology annotation, cellular component: membrane. Gene Ontology annotation, biological process: steroid biosynthetic process.
GCGAACAGAUGAUGGAAGGCGGAACCAACCAUAAUGCAGAGCAGUAGUGUUGCAUAGUGUAGUAGUUUUGUUAAAUAUCAAAUUAAGCUCUGUGAACUACAACUUCUGCUAAAUAGUGAGCUUGUCUAUUUAUUAUGGACACCCUUCCAACAAUGAUGUUCUCCUCUGAGCAGGAGGAGAAGUAUUAUUUAGACUGCAUGGGCUACUUCUUCAUAUUCAUGGCUGUAUGCACUUUCUUUACAUUGCUCUUUGAAAACGUGCCCUAUGGUCGAUAUGCUUCGGGUAAAUAUGGAUUUCCAAUCAACGUCAAAUUUGCCUGGUUCGUUCAAGAGUUACCUGCAUUCAUGGUGCCUCUCUACCUCGUUUUGUGGACGCCUUCUGCAAAAACUUCACAGCUACCGAAUGCACUGUUGAUAGCAAUGUAUUUUUGCCACUAUGUUCAAAGGUCGCUUGUUUAUCCAUUUUUAAUUCGAGGAGGUAAACCUACACCUGUGGUCUCGUUCGUCCUAGCCAUUGUAUUCUGCAUAGUUAAUGGCUACAUGCAGAUACGAUAUUUGAGCCAUUAUGCCGAAUACCCAGAAGGAUGGGUGACACACCCCUGCUUCAUCAUAGGAUGUGCUCUGUGGUUGGUUGGCUGGCUGGUGAAUCUUCACUCUGACCACAUCCUACGGAAUUUAAGAAAGCCGGGAGAGACAGGAUACAAGAUCCCCAGAGGGGGUUUGUUCGAGUACGUCUCCGGAGCAAACUUCCUAGGCGAGAUAACGGAGUGGGCAGGCUUCGCUCUGGCUGGCCAUUCGGUGCACAGUACAUCCUUUUCCAUCUUUACCCUGGUGGUCCUCGCUAGCAGAGCUGUGGCCCACCACAGAUGGUAUCUCAAUAAAUUUGAAGACUACCCUGAAUCUAGGAAGGCGCUUAUACCCUUUGUGUUCUAAAAAAACAGAAGUAAGAGCAGGUACCUGGUGUCAGAGGGGAAGCUGAUCAAGAGACUCCUACCCGACAUGUCAGGGAUGGGCCACAAAAGGAGAGGAAUGAACCAGCGAUGGAACACAUUCCUCCACCUUCAGGCCUGAAAUUAAAAGGAUGGUUUGUGCCUCACACUCAAAGUGGAGCAAAUGAAGCAAAGAGAAAUAAAGACAGAAAUAAACUAAAGUGGAUGAGGUGAUGGUGACGUUGGAGGGGGGUGGAGUCACAUUAGGAACUCCCUCGAGGUGGGGGGGGGGGCAUCUGAAAACAAGUUGAGUGGUACUUUGGGUAGAAAGACAUACUAAACGUGAAGAUGGUAGAUUUGAUUUGUUGCAGUGUUGCCAAGAUAUGCUCACUUCAGCGAUUUUAAAGGAAUUCUCGGGCUUUUUGUGAAAUAGAAGUUGUUUCAUCUUAUUGUCAAAAGGGAAGUACCAUACUGAGUUAAUUUUAUUUAAUUUCUCAAUUCGUCAGGUGCUUAAAUAGAGCGAGUUUAAGUAACUCAAACUCAACAUGCAACAAAAACGAUUGAGUUAAUCUCUGAAUGAAAAGUGUUUAUCUCUCAAACAUUUAGCUUCCUCUUAUAUGAUGUACCCUAUGAAUUUCAUUAAAAUGUAGGGAUCUGUAUUCAUCUUUCUAGCAAACCUGUUUCUCAUCACAGUAGCAGAGAGAGCAUGAACCUCUUUCAUUUCUGUCUGCGACCGCAGUAUAUUGCAUGGCUAGAACAAUUUACUCAUCCAUAUCGUCGACUCAAAUCUAAUUCUAAAUGACGUGACACUGCAUGUAAUGCGCCCACAGGCUAGUAGAAGUUGAUAGUGCAGUGUGAAUGCAGAUUCCCUCCAAAUAUGGGGUAAAUAUUUGGAGGAUGCUGCACCAUCAGCCUAAUUACUAUUUCACCACUCGCACACAGCUCCCUUCUAAAAUAUGAGGCUCUUUUUAUUCUAGACCUGACUGUUAUGUUGACAUUGUAUAUUUUACCCAGUAUGGAGCCGCUAUUUCUGUCUCACUAUCCCCCGUCUUCGCGAGUGUGCGUGCACAUUCAGCCAAGAUUAAUGUGCCUAUAACAGAGGUGUACCGCUGCUGUGAACGCAUGAAACGGUGUCCGGAUGCAAGAACACAGGGCUAUGUAAACACUGAUUUACUGUAAACGACAGCAAGUAUCUAUUCAAUUGGGGAUCUUAGCGUGAGAGAGGAUGUUUUCCUUUGCGUUUAUACAGUGGGAGUGGCCGGGUGGCCUGGAUGUAAUGUGAGAGUGACACGCUCACCGACACACUGGCCUAGGGUGGGGGGGUUCUUUGACUCACAUGCCUCACGUGAGUGGGGGUUUGGCGUGGGAAUUGUUGUGGGUAUUAUUUCUGCAUGAAAAUAAUCCUACACGGAAGGUUGUGGCUGGACAGCUUAAUUGUUUGUACGUUGUGACGUCACAUCGCAAUUAACUGCCUCCCUUAUGAAAUGGUAGGAGCGGAGGUACGAUGUUUUUCUGAAGUCAUAGACAGUACGGUUAUCGACCGGUAGGGCGUAUAUUGGCCGGAAUAUUACUAUAUUAUGUGCUGUUGUGCGAACCUUCACAGAAGAAGAAGGAAUCCUUACAUUAGCAUAUGACAGCAAAGCUUAAGUCGCAGGUGGACCUUAUUUUGAAAAAUAAUAUGUACGGAAGACGACAUCAAGAGACGAGAUGUUAACUGGGCCAUGAAUUACAUGUGUCAAUUUCAAGAGCAUUUAGAAAAUGAAAAUUAAAGUUUUUAUUUGUAUCUCUCCACAAGCUGCAGAGCCGCUGAAGCUACGGUUAACGCCUUUGUUUUCGAACAGGUGUUGUGCAGUUAUUAACCCUGUCGUGAAAUGAACCCGACGUAAAAUAUUUUCGAAAUUAUGGUCAAUCAGUCAAUAAAGUAUUUUUUUAUGACAAGAAAACACGGCCAACAAUAUUUGAGCUAAGUUAACGUGUCCCUACAUUGGGAAAGGAACAUUGAAACAACAUUAAUUUAAAUUAGUGGGUGAAUGAAUGUUAUUGGAAUUAUCGAGGUGUAUAUGGUUGAUAUUAUCCAAAGUCGAUCAAUAAAGCACUUCUGGGUGAAACUA